Molecule: messenger RNA, 30237 nt
Organism: Porites evermanni
Lineage: Eukaryota; Metazoa; Cnidaria; Anthozoa; Scleractinia; Poritidae
Source: the annotation of a GenBank genome assembly
CUCGUACUUCUUCAAUCUGCUUACCAGAUGCUUGCCAUAUCUAACAGCGUGUGCCGACGUCGAGAAAAAUCAGAAUGAAAUUUCGGGAAUCAAGGGGAUUUAAUCGCCGCCUAAUUGACUGCCUUAUUUGUUGGUCUCACAGUGCGAAUACAAAGAAAGUUGAAAACUCGUUUCUCAACUCUAAUGCUAAUAAGAGCGUGACAGCCCGUGAACUUUGCCAGACAUCUGCUAACCUCGGCUAAACUCGAUAUAUCCUGAAAGUAUUUCCGUUUCUUAAGCUAUAUUCUCCCUGUAACAAUUUUAAUUUGAACUUGGGGCACGGGUACAUACUGUUCCAAAGCCAGGUGGCACAAACAAACUUGCAUAAUAUUUUGCAAAUAUCGUACGCUUCGAGUGCGCAUCGAAUCACAGUGUCAAUUUGUGGUCGGUUAGAUAAAGGUGUAAAUUGAAUCUUUCUGAGCGCUGAUAUGCAGAUAUAAUAAACUUUUGUCCGCGCUGGUUUCCGGUAACACCAUUAACCCUGUGUAGAAUCAUUUGGAGAGAGAACUUUAUAAAGUGAUCGACGCACGUUUUUAUACCGCAGGAUACGCAGUGAAGGUACAGCAGCCGGACUGGGUCAAUCUACCGAGGCCUACUGAAAACAUCUCAGCAUCGGCGAGGAUUUGAAACAAUGUGCUUCGCCACGAGCCUGGUGUGUGUUGUCUGUUUUCUCGAACUUGUCUUUUAUUGCUCUGGAUCUGUACAUGUGGCCAAGUUAUCUCCAAUAAGAGUGGAAUUAGGGCGAUCGGUGUUUGUGGAUCCGGUUCACGAUCUCCAAAUCACUUUUCCCGAAGGAGCGAUUUGUGAGGUUGUCGUCUUACGAAGUGACCCCUUGUCGCAGCGAGUCGGUUUUCUAGCGCCCGAUGUGUUCCCGUGCGAUUUCUCGCUCGGUGACGUUCAGUACUCUCACUUGGGGUCCAUGUUUUUUCUCCAGGAUUUUGUUAAGCUGCAAAUUCGUGUCGACACCGACAACGAGACUCGUUUGAUUCCCCUCAAUCUUCAUGUGACAGUUUUGUUCACAGAUAUGGAAAUCGUCAAACUCAAUCGACCCAUCACGGUGGAGGAAAUCGGUGGCACGUCCACAAUAAACGGCGACGUCCUCGCCUUCAAACAGGACCCGACCAAGAUAUGUUCCGUAACUCUGCUUGAUAUCAAAAGUGGAGUGAUUCCGCGCUACGGUGAGCUUGUUAACGUGACGAAAGGCAACGGGACCUCCGCACAGUUCGAAUGCGGUGAGUUUUUACGGUCCAAUAUUUCUUAUCAACACACCAAACGCUCUUCGUCAAACAAAGAUUUUAUUCCCUUGGUCGUAGAGAUGAUUGAUCCGAACACUGACAGUAUCACAAGGGAGUAUUUUCAGAUCAUUGUGCGAAUAAUGGGUGCGCGCUCGAAUCAGAGACCCGUGGCUUCCUUCGAAGCUUCUCAUUCCGUCGAGGUGAGUCAGUACUCAAUCGCGCCGAUAACAUCUGACAUUUUAGCUGCCUCUGAUACUGAAACCGAAGCCGGUGAGAUAAUUUUUAACAUCACUCAGGCGUUGCAAUCACGCGAAGGUUCCUUGAUAAACACAGAUGACCCUUAUCAGCCGCUCACUGCAUUUUAUCAAAGAGAUAUCGCGCAGCUUAAGAUUGCGUACAAGCCACCCUCUGCACAGUCCGACCAACUGCGUAUGUUUAGUGUGGUUUUGGAGGCAGUUGACACAGAAGGCGCUAAAUCUGAACCAAUUACACUUCUGAUCAUGGUGAAGCCGACCAACAACAAAGCACCCUUCAUCACAAAAAACGCCGGUCUGAGUUUAUUCGAGGGCCAGUCACGCACGAUUACAGAUCAGUUCAAUCUGGCCAUCUCAGAUAAAGACAACUUUAACGACGUUAAGCUGCAAGCAAUUAGCGGUCUACGACACGGUGAGCUUAGAAUCAAGCAUCAUAAGAUAGACACUUUUAUGGCGACCGAUUUGGAAAUACCUGUUAUAACCUAUCACCACGACAAUUCGGACUCAUACAGUGACAAUAUAAUUUUCCGUAUGACCGAUGGCAAAAACGAGGUAAAGUUUUUGUUCCCAAUUACAAUAGGUCCUGUGGACGAUACUGCACCGACACUUGUUCGCAAUACAGGCCUAGUAUUGGACGAAGGGGAUAUUGCAGUGAUCGACCAAUAUAUGUUAAGUGCGACUGAUAUUGACUCUGAAGACAAUAAGAUUCUGUUUAGAGUCGUCGCAAUUCCGAACUUCCAGCGCGACGCACGCUCUGCGCUAUAUUCAGCAAACAAGGUCGGUGUUUUGUGCUUAAGGACAAAAACUCCACCGGAGGGAGAUGCCGACAGGUGGAUUCUACAACAAGAUGGCUUCUUUGAACAGAACGUGACUCAGUUCUCUCAGUAUGAUAUAACAAACAGAAGGCUUUACUACCGACAUCUUGGAGGGGAGUAUUUUCAUGAUGAAAUCGCGUUUGUCUUGUCUGAUCAGGCAGAAGUCCCAAACGUGUCUCCGAUUAAAACGUUCCGAGUCACUAUCCGUCAAAUUGAUGAUCUUCCUCCAUCGCCGUUUCCUGGCUCUCUAAUGGAGUCAACCGCUGACGAAUAUGGACAGAUAGCGCUCAGUCAGGAGGUGUUGCGCUACGCAGAUAGAGAUUCUAACGACGAUGAUCUUAUGUUUUUUAUUACGAAAGAACCGUACUUCAUCAAUGAUAGCCCGAACAUCACGUCUUUCGCGGGAGAAAUCCUGUUUUCCGACACUAACGAAAAAGCUUCGAAAUUCACACAGCUUCAAGUGCGGCAUAAAAAAGUAACCUUUAAAUCACCUAACUUAGAACUCGGAACCAAAACUAGAUAUGCCCAGUUCGACUUUUCUGUAUCGGACCCGUCGGGUAAUACGAUCAAAGACCAAACCUUCCGUAUUGCCCUGAAACCGGUUAAUAACCAAGCCCCUAGGCCAGUUGUGACACCGCUAAAAGUACGAGAAUUCAGUGAAACAAUUCUUGGAAGGGAACAUUUAACCGUGUUAGAUGAAGACACUCCUAGAAGCAAAAUAUCGUUUACGCUGAUGACUGUGCCCCGUUAUGGUAUCUUCCUCAAAGAUGGCCAGGAAGUGCAACAAAGUGACGCAUUCAAUGUCCGGGAUGUUGAGACUUCCCGAAUGUCUUAUCGGCACGUGGUCAGGGGCGAGGCUAGUGACGAGCUUGGAUUGAUAGUUGAUGAUGGCGCGCAAAAAGUCAGCUUCCUGUUAGAAAUAGGUGAGUUAAAAAGAUUUAUGAUCUACAUUUUACAAAGGGCUGAAGUGGAGGCGUUGCAUGGGUCGAGUGGAUUACAUAAAAUCGCUGUUUGGCGCAAUCCCCCUGGCGCCACCCCAAGCCUUCGAUUAGAUACUGCACGCAUUGUGCUGCACUUUAAAUUUUUGCUUGGGGAAAUACAACGACUAUAGGGGUGAAUUUUGGAGGGCAACUUUUUCGCUCCGUUUUUGCUAUAGAACAUACUGAUAAAUACUACGCCGGGGUCGAAUCGAGUUUUCAUCUUGAUAUUCAACAUUUCUUUUUUUCUCUCUCCGUUUAUUCUACUAUUUUCCAAACAAGCUGGUUUUUGUAUGUCUCUUGGGCGAUUUAGGUUUACCAAGGAACGAGAACUGCUUAUAAUUUGUUUUAGAGUAACGUUUGGCUUAUUAUUUGACUAGACCAAAAUAUACAAUCCUGCGAUCAAACGUUCUUUUCUUUUUCCUCAACUUUCGCUCCUCAGAAUUAAACUGAAAAAAACGCCAGAUCACAGGUUAAAAAAUAAUAUAAAAAUAUAACAAACUCGGUUCAAACACCAAGGUUUGCCCUCCUCCACUUAAUUUUUAAGGUGAAGUGGCUUUUUUUUCAAAGCAAGGCAAACAGAUGCUUAUUUCCUGAUCUAAAAAUUGUAUAUUUAAUUCCUGAGUCGUAAGCUUUACUAAGAAAGGCAAAAUUUAGCUAACGAGAUCACUGGAUAACUAUGAAGUGGCUUUUGAAAGUUCAUUAUGUUAUCUCUGUUAAAACCUAAUUCCGAGAGACGAAAUCUCAUUAAUAUUUGUUUGACUACUCGAUUACUGCGCGUGAUACAAUUUGGAAAAAAGUAAAGCAAUGUUGGAUGCUGUCAGAAUCCCGACGCCAUUUUUCAUUAGUGAUUCUUUGCUGUCAUAGUUUAUGGUUGUUUUUGUCUCCAAGGCCGACAUUGUUUGCAUUCUGUAUGUCCCCCACUUUCUCGAUCUAAAUAACGUCGUUUUUCCGGCUUAAACGUAUCGAUUCAAUGCCUUUCCUAAAAUUAUGAAUAGACGGGUGCCUCAAAUGAGUCAGUUGUAAGUAAUAUUGCUGGAUUCAGAAUACUGUUAUCCUUGGUUGUAAAGAUUAAACAUGUUUUCUGAGCUUAAAUAAUUAAGUUUAUUGGUUGAAAAAUUGCGGUUUAGAAUGAUUGAAUUCUUUUACUUCUUUCCAAAGCGGUCAUGAACUGUCAUGAACUGUCAAACGGAGCUAUACGAACAGCCUGUUUCUCACCGAAAAGAUUUCGUGCUGAAACUCAAUGAAAGAAGUUAAGGUCAGUUUGCCUGAACGUCGUGUUGAAUACUGUCUUUCCACCAGAUACUCACAAAUGGAUUACAUGUGGGCCAGGAGAGGAAAAAAACAAAAAACAAAACAACGACAACAACAACGCAGACAUUUCGUGCAUAAAAUGCGGGUGGGGAAAUUGCAUCAAUUAAGCGUAAAAAUCUGAUGACAACAGUACUUAGUGUUUCAAAAUGAAUUUCUAUUUUUGACUUGUUGUCAAAUUAACCUUUCGUGCAGUUUAGUGGUUUUUGUUUAGCUUUUUUCAUCUUGUGCAAGUAGGGUGUGUCGAAAUUCCUUGUCAUGUUAGCAUUAAAAAUUAAACAAUCCGGGUAGUCUUUCUAGCUGAAUAUCACGCAAAAUUACCAUGUGGAUCAGAGGUUGUCCGAAAAUGACCAAUUUUGACCGAGAAGUAGCUUGAUUUCGACUGUGAACGUUUAUAGUUUGACCAAGUGUUUUGAAUCGUCACCUGGAAAAAAGACUGACUUAUUUAUGUUUACCAAAUUUUUUUUUGUCAAGACAUAACGACGGCUGGUAUGGCAUUACCUUCAAAAUUAUGUUUUACCUAGCUUCCGCAAAACAACCGUCUCUUUCCUCCUUGACAAUCCGCGAAAGUUAAAUUGUUUAUAACUAUAAGUGCGACUGGCUUCAACUGUCCUUGGCUGGAAUAAAGAUUCACGAAAAUUUGACAUCGUAGAGCACGGUUAGUCCUCGCUCUGUGAUCGUUUUCGUGCAAUCCAGAACGAAUUAUUUGAGUGUUGAAGUUUUAAGUUUUGAGGAGAGGAAACACCGAAGUAUAUGGAGAAAACCGGCGCAAGGAUUCCGGAGAAAGGACAACACACUCAACCCGCAUAUGGCGUUGACUGUUGGAUGCAAACGUGAACCAUAUUUCAGGAAAACCGAGUGCUUUUCUGAUUCACUGACUUAAUUAUAAGGACCGUCAAGAUUUUCCAGUCAAAGAUAAUUAAAGACAACCCAAAGAACAAAAGUGGCUCAUUGUUUUUCGUUAAAAAAAUGAGCCGGUUUUUCAGUUGUCGAGAUCAAAGAUUGUGAUUUUUCCUUAUAAGGGCGGAUUUCGUUCCCUGCGUGAAAGAAAUUGAUAAGGGAAAUUGCCGGCAUACCCCAUACCCUCCUCAUUUAAAACUACUUAAAAUCUCUCGUUUAUCGCUCUUAUCUAUGGAUAUCUUGUGGUAGAAGAUUGCAUAAGCGUGUUCUGAUAAGCCAAGGACAGAACUCUUGGCCUAAGAAUUUCUUCACAUGAAAAGAAUUCGAUCCGCUCGGCCUCACGUAUGUUUCCCACUGGGAAAAGAAAGAGGCAGUUUGAGAAAGUAUUCAGGGUUCGAGUCUUUUGUUAUUUUCACAUUUUUUGCUUUUUUAUUCUUAUAUUAACCCACAUCAGUCGGAACUCAUAGCUUGCAGCCUAAGAAAGACUUUUUAAGUGUUCAAGGCGCGUUUCGUUUUUGCUGCAAAAAGUAGUGUUGAAAAUGACAGAUACUUGUCCAUCCUUGAAGUGAGCAAGACUAGUUAAUUAUGUCCCCGAUAAUUCUCAUGAUAAGUUGAUUAACAUUCAAUAUGCCAAGCCGAUUAUGGUAUGAGGAAGUUUGUUUUGAUUAUUUUAAAGUAAUACCACGCUUCUAUUUGAGGAACAUGGCAUGAUUUUUUCCUGUUCGGCAUUUUUGUUGCGGUAAAUUUGAAUCGAACACAUGAUUAACUCACUGAGCAAUUGCAAGAAGCAAAUGAAGUUUUUCGGUGUUACAAAUCUUUCUUCAUUUUACUAUAGGCGGUUGAUAGUCUGUCUUUUCCAGUAUUGAAAAGAUAAUUGUACCUUUUAUCUUCAACAACAAAUACAGUUUCAAAGUUUUCUUGCUAGUGAAUUAACCAAAGAGGCGCAAGAAAGGGGCCAGUUGACAUUCGCUGUGCCCCUGUCAUAACACGAGACUUUCCCAUUGCAAGCAAAACACAUUUCACAUUACUUGCAUUCAAGAAAGACCUAUAGUAUCACUGAGACAUAAGAGUACUGAAUUGGAAAGCUAAAAAAUCACGAGCCUUGUCACUACAAUCGUAUUUAAGUAUUUGUUGAUUUGUUAUCACAACAUACGACAUUAUUUUCACAGGUGGGGAAGCUUAUAUUUGUAACCGUGCGCUUUUCGUGAAAUGUGCUAGGAUUUUCUUUCGAGCUUUCAUUGCGAUAAACCUUUAAACAUCUGAAACUUUAGUCACCUGGAUAAAACCCCUUAAUCUACGCUAAACUGAUUAACUUUCACACGAACGACUGUAAUCGCUGACUAAAAAUAAAAUAAUUUUUUCUGCUAAUUUUUUGCUUGUCCCAGUAAGAGAAGACGCAGUUACAUGUUUCAGCUUUUUGAAACGAUACUUCCCCAAGAUUAUGUCACUAGCACACUUUUCGUGACUACAGUUAACUAUUGUUAGACACAACUAAUUUCUUUUCUAAACCGGAGACAUGGGUUGUUCUCUAAUAGGAUUAAAGCAAUUGUUGUUAGCACCUCGAAAUGCCCUUUUAUCAGACAAGUCUUUUAGUGCAUGGAAAAAUUUCAAUGUUACAGCUUGUUCACUACCAUAAAGAAAGUUUCUUUUUUUAAAAUAAUAAUGAUAAUAAUAACAAUUUUAUUCAACUUUAAAUAUAUGUACAUAAUUUACAGAAAUAUUUGAAGUAAGAAUUAACCACUAUACAACACUGACAAUUAUAUAAAUCAUAAAAACGCAAUCACUUUGUCAGUAACGAUUUCCCAAAUACAUUCCCUGCGGCUCAGAUGCGAUCCGGCAAUAACUCUUGCAGGCAGUCCAGCGUUUUCAGUUAAGUCAUGACAAAAGAAAAUUAUCCGUCUCUGACAUUAUAAAGAAACAGGUUAAAAAGAAUAACAUCUCGUAUUGCUAAAUUCCUAAUUCUUUAAAAAAGUUCCGAAAAAAAAAAAAAGAGAUUAAUUCGGGCAGGCUCUCAUGUUUUCGAUCUGUAAAUCUGAGUCAACAAAGUCUAGCUGUCGUCUUCGGGAUCUUGAGCCUCUAAAGCAUAGUAUCGCAGAGCGUACGAUGGCGAAAGACACUUUAGCUCUUAGAAACUCAAUUUAAUCUCCUUAUUCUUCUAAAUGUGGAGAAUAAAAGUGGACAGUACUAGACUAAAUUUGCGUGGGAUUAGUUCAGUCGACACAUGUAUUCAACGAAGUGUAACUCCACUGAAAAAUCUCACUGAAUACACUGUUUUGGUGCGUGCGUAGUACGGAUUUAUGACGGGGCUGAGGUUGUCGAGCGAGAUUAGGGAGCAACUAAGACGUUGACUGUAGGGCAAACGUCAGUAUAAAUGAAUUUGCGUUCUUUCAAACUUUAACGUGUUUCUUUAUCCCCGCGCAAUUUGUAGGCGAAUUAUCUUGAUGUUGAUUUCUUAGGGACAGGAAAACUUCGUUGUCGUGCGUUCAUGUCCUCCAUAAAACGUCGUAUGUAUAAGGAUGUUUAACGUCGAAGUCUCUUAUGGACGUCAAAACAAAAAAAAAAGUGUGCUGACCUUGGGUUGAAGGGCUCGGUUCAUCCCAUUAAAAGCACUUCAUCCCUAACCCAGAGCUGUUAUUUUGCACUUUUUUUUUUCGUCCUCCCAACCAUCGUCAUUGUGGUUGUUUAAGCUGCCUUUUAUCUUCUCUACGGAUAGUUUAGAGCAAGUCUGGAAAAAAUGGCUUUCGGCGAAAGAUUAGUCUUCCAGCUUGAAAAGUCGACAGUCAGUAAUAACAGUUCAGUUGCCGGAAUGUUCGUUUCUUAUCUUAGUUAAUAGCAAAACAUAUCGAAUGAAGAGCGCAUUAGGACAGUUUUCUGUUGCUUAGUACAAAAUUCCUGUCUGAUCAGCCCACGCUCGCGUGUGGGAGUGUUACUUUUUGCAUAAUCUUGCGCGCGAAACCUAGACGGAUCGUUCCAUAAAGCCAAUAAUUGCACGCCACGCUCACAGGGCGAAAGUUCGAGAAAGUUUUUGUAAAAAAGUGCUCUCCUAAGGCGAUUCUGAAAUAUUUAGGAGGUUUAGUACAAGAAACAUUCUCUUUUGAAGGUGAGAAAAAAAAAGUAUUCUGCGACAAAUGCCUCGUGAAAUUUUUCUGGGAUCUUAAAAACCUUUUUAUUCCUUCCAAGCGGCAUUAUUUCCUCAGGCAAUUUUUUUGAACGAUUUUAAAGCAAAUUUUAGAAUUGUUUUAUUUAGGCUUACGAAUGCAUCGUUGUGUUCACAGAUAUUUGCAACUAACAAUUUAGAAGGUGAUCUUCUAGAAGAAGAUUUGUUGUUCCUCAAGUACAAGGUUCGACAAUCAAUUGCAAUCUCUUUUACUUCACUGAUCUCAUCUUACAUUAUGAAACACCCACUCUGCUCUGAUUGGCUAUGAGUUUUUUGGCUCGAAAGCGGGAUCUAUCACUGUUAACUUUCUUCUCUUUGAUAUACAACUUAACCGGUAGAAGUACGUAGCUAAAUAACUUAAACAACUGUGUAAUUUUAAGCCCUUUGUAAGCCAUAUCAAAGGAAAUGGAAGCCAUCGAAACCUGCGAAGAAAAAGUUAAAUUUCUCGCAAACAAUUCCCUUCAUCGGGCUCCGGCAAAAUUUUUAGAAAUAACUACAUUGUUAUGCUCUUUCGAUACAUAGAGAUGUUGUUUUAACAUUGUGGUUUGAGAAUGAUAAGCGUACGCUAAUGAGUAAGCGACCACCCAAAAGGCAAAGACUGAGUGGUCGCUUACGGGAGGUGGUCGUUUACAAGAAUCUAACCACAGGGGGCCUCUUCCGAGUAGAGGUCCGGGCACAUCUACUUUAUGGAAGAUAAUUUAUUGCAUGCAUUGUCUAAGUUACGCCAUGUGUAGUCCCAUGUUGUCAGUUCUUCGUAUACCUUUAGUAGCAUGGUGCACACAGCGAACAUAGAGAUCAGAGAAUGUGUCAAGUAGUCGCUUACAAGAGGUUGAAAAGAGUGGAAAAUCAUUAACCGUCAGGCCCAAAAAGUGGUCGCGAUCGCUUACAGGAGGUGGUCGUUUACUAGAGGUUCCAACUGUAAUGCUUUGACUGGGAAAAUUUUGGUGUUUUGGAUUGGCGGUCGCUUAUGACGAGAUGUGGUCGCACGUGGAGUUUCGUCUUUAUAUGAGAAGUGGCCGCCCCAAUAUGUUGAACCCCUGAUUAAAGGAAAAUAAACAAAAAUAACUUAAAUUAUUUGUUGUUUUCUUUAUUCUAGUAAUUCUCCCAGAGAAGAUAAACUUAACGAGUCACGUGUUCAAUAUGACUGUACGAGUGAAGGAGCACUCUCGAGAGCCAAUCAAAAUGUACACGACCUCUCAGAGCCCACGUGACGCAGACUUAAUGUUGCGCAUCUCUACCCCACCCCGAGUGGGAAGGAUUUUGCGUAAUGGCAAGAUGAGCUACGAGUUUAGUGUCCAGGACUUGGAAACUGGGUUGAUAUUUUACGAGCACAUUGGUAGAGAGACUGGGCUCCGCGGAGACAUUGAUCACUUUAACUUGACGCUUUUAAAUGAAACAAAGGCCUGGAUCCGAGAAGGGCGACGAUAUGAAGGUACGUUUCUAUAUGUUUUUCUUCGCUCGAAAUUUUGGUCAAAGGUGCUUUUGAAAACGGAACCUUAAGUUGUGGUUUUUUGGUGGCUGAGGAAGGAAUGAAGAGGAAAAAGUUUUUCUUUCAAACGGCUGGGAGUAUGGGUUCUAGUGUGCGGGGGGUCCAUAGGUUGUUUAAUGGUCGGCUUUGCAUGGCUUCCAGUUGUGUGAGAGAGGCUUAUGUUAUACUUAUCGCCAUUUAUUUUUGAGGCUUUGCCAGUACGUUUUAUAUUUAGUAAAUUGUUUUAGGGCUUUGCUGAAACUGUUUUACAUAUUUAAAAACGUGAGUCUAACUCUUCUAUCGCAAAACGACAAAGCAGUAUUGUGCGCGAUGUAGAAAGAGUAAGGAAAAAAAUGAAGUCUCCUCUUUUUUUCCCCCGUGGGUCUUCUCUCUACUGAAAUAGGGUAGAAAAAAAGUGAUCAUGAGUCAAAGAGCUCUCUGUCUCUGUUAUUUGAGAAUUCUGACUGUCAACCUCUAUACAGCGGCCAAUUGAGUCCAAAGCGGGUUGUGGUCGCACUAUCGGCGACUUAAUUUAUUUGAGUAGUGCCAAUGUAUGUUGCAAGAAGGCACCAAUUGGGGACACUAUUUUACGUCUCCAACUGGAGAAGGGACCCACUAUUUUACGUGGUAAUCCGAGCUACGCGGAGAUCUAGCCUCUUGCGGUGCAAAGGGAGUACCUUCAUUAAUCAGUUUUUUUAAGACCCUGAGUACUGCUCCGGCCCAUAGAAUCGAACCCGCGACCUCCCGCUCUGCAGUCAAGCGCUCUACUGACUGAGCUAAUCCUGCCGCGGUAAAUAAGACAUAAAAUAAGUUAAGAACCACCAUACUGAGAGACUAUUCCCUUUUUAUUUUUGAUUUCUAUUUUAUAGCGGUUGAAGUGGUUACUAUGAUCCUACCUGUUGAUAGCCAGCCACCCAAAGUGACUAAGAUCAAGCAGCUAGUUGUAAUGGAAGGAGGAUCGGCAAAACUGACAUCAGAACAUCUAACCAUCACGGAUCCUGACACGCCUGACGAUCGCGUUACAUGUGUCAUUGACGUCCAACCCACAGUGGGUUUUUUGGAGAACGUCACGCCAUCUCCUGGAUCGGAGAUAAGUAACACAGGCAAACGCGUCACGUCUUUUACCAUUGUUGACAUUAGAUCGGGACAUAUUAGCUAUGUGCAAAACCAGUACAAGGGUACUGAGCCCACGAUGGACCGGGUGGCUUUUUUAUGUUCAGACGGCAAUAACACCUCACCGCGUUAUCUUCUUAAUAUCGAGAUUUUACCUCAGAAUGACGAGAAGCCGCAAAUAUUCACGCGUGAUUUCGUGGUGGAAGAGGGAGAUGAAAUCAUCGUGGAUGUUACCGUGUUGAAUGCUGUGGACGCGGACGUACCUCCCGACGAGCUGGUCUUCGAAGUUGUGACGCCACCGCGUCACGGUAUGAUCACGGAUAGCAGACAAGGUACACCAGUACAAAGUUUCCCUCUGACGCAAAUAAAAAAGUCAACCUCGAUCGUGUACCAACAUGACGGAAGCGAAAGCACAAGAGAUUCGUUCGCGCUCUGCGUCUCUGAUGGUACAUACAACACCACUCGUACGAUACCCGUAUUUAUAAUCCCAGUAGAUGACGAGGAACCAACGCUUUCCGUGAAUGUGGGCUUGCGUAUCAAAACUGCAGGCGAAAGCAAAAUAAUCACGCCAAAAAAUCUCAGAGCUCACGACGUGGACUCCCCGGAUGAUAACAUUACAUUCCUAGUGCGCAGUCCUCCGCGGUCAGGGCAGCUCAGAAAAAUAUACUCGAACGGGUCUUCUCAAAUCCUAGACAAAGGAGAAAUGUUUUCUCAGAAGGACAUAAACGACAGGCGAAUAGUUUACUUUCAUAACGCACAAGUCCCUGAUGAAAGGGAUUACAUCAAAUUUGACUUAUCAGACGGUCAAAACGCGCAGCUAAAUCAAGUAUUUUAUGUGGAGAUUAGUGCGGGUGAUCGAAUCUACCCUACAGUUAUUAACAAAGGAGUGCGCUUAGCACAGAACACUCGCGUGGUUAUUUCAACGAAUGUUUUGAGCGCCAGCGAUAUAGGAAGUCCAAAUGAGAAACUGCGGUAUUCGCUAGUGAAGCAGCCGAAAAAGGGGCGUCUGGAACACUUGGACUUUCCAGGGGCGCGCUUGGAAGAAUUUACCCAACUUGAUUUGGCGGGAAAUAAAGUUGUGUAUGUUCAUACGAGCACUGAUGAGGCUAAGGCCGACAGCUUUGAUUUUGAAGUUUCAGAUGGUACUAACAGCGUGGUCAGAACAUUUCUGGUGACACUUCUUGACAUAGAUAACAAGAAACCAGUUCUUAUAUCCAGCAACCUCGUGGUAAACGAAGGCGAAAAUGUACUUAUUACACCUUUUGAGCUUCGUGCGGAAGAUCAAGACUCGCUGCCUGAGAAUCUCGUGUACACUGUCACGCGCGUUCCUCUACACGGUUGGAUUCUAAAUGACGCUGCGCCCUCGCGCGCGUUUACCCAAGAGGAUGUAAAUCUGAACAAAAUCUCUUAUGCGCACGAUGGCUCGGAGGUGGACAAAGACAGCUUUGAGAUCGCGGUUAGCGACGGAGCACACAACGAAUUCUACGUGUUUCCCAAUACCAAUACCUCUGCUCGUAGCAGUCAUAAGGUGCAGGUCGUUAUCAAGCCUGUGGAUAAUCGAGUCCCACAACUGGUUCUUAACCGUGGUGCCACUAAUCUUAAUAAAUUACCUGGUAAUCGACUCGGGUUUGUUAUAAGUGAUUCUGUGCUAAGAGUUGAAGAUCUUGACAGUAACAACUCGCAGUUAGUCUACACCGUCAUCUUCCCGCCAUCCAAUGGAAUUCUUACAGAAGCGGGAGGUCUUCAUGGCAACCAAAGUGUAAACAACUUUACUCAAGCUGAUGUUGAUUCCAAAAACAUAAUGUACGUUCUCCAUCAUGGAUCUAAUGCUAGCAACGAUGCUUUUGAUUUUGAAGUUUCUGAUCCUGCCGGGAACACGCUUCGACAUCAACGGUUUUCUUUAACUUGGGCGUGGGUGUCUUUAGAACGCCAUAGGUACGAAAUCAACGAAACUGACGGUGUUAUAAGCGUUGUNAGGUGCAGGUCGUUAUCAAGCCUGUGGAUAAUCGAGUCCCACAACUGGUUCUUAACCGUGGUGCCACUAAUCUUAAUAAAUUACCUGGUAAUCGACUCGGGUUUGUUAUAAGUGAUUCUGUGCUAAGAGUUGAAGAUCUUGACAGUAACAACUCGCAGUUAGUCUACACCGUCAUCUUCCCGCCAUCCAAUGGAAUUCUUACAGAAGCGGGAGGUCUUCAUGGCAACCAAAGUGUAAACAACUUUACUCAAGCUGAUGUUGAUUCCAAAAACAUAAUGUACGUUCUCCAUCAUGGAUCUAAUGCUACCAACGAUGCUUUUGAUUUUGAAGUUUCUGAUCCUGCCGGGAACACGCUUCGACAUCAACGGUUUUCUUUAACCUGGGCGUGGGUGUCUUUAGAACGCCAUAGGUACGAAAUCAACGAAACUGACGGUGUUAUAAGCGUUGUAAUCAACAGAAAAGGCUUUCUCGGAGAGGUUUCGUUUGCAGAGUUGUGCGUAAGGGGUGUGAAUGCAACUUUCGGGGAUGAUUUCUCUUUACUUGGUCCCGCGCAUGUGCAGUUCAGUCCCGGACAGAGCAAAGCGGAGUUCAAGUUACGCGUAAAGGAUGAUGGGAAAUACGAGGGUCUUGAAAUUGUCAAAGUGGAACUGAACAGUCCCCAGAUGUGCGUGAUCAAGAACCCUAAAUGUGCUAACGUGAUUAUCACAGACCCAGAAGAUGGUAUGUAUUACUUUGGCUCGUACGAGAGUUGCCUUUAAGUUUUUAAAUGCCAAGCGCAUGCUUUUCUUUGGCUUUUAACGUUCAAGAUUGUCGUAAAGGUUGAAUUUUUGUAUAAGCUGUGUGCAGUUUUUGACAACCUUUUUAAAAUAUGUGAAUUCUGACAGUUAAAUUUCGUCACCCAGCAAGCUCUCAACUUGAGGGAUAUACUGUGAGAAGUCCUGCGCGAGGAUCAAUCGAGAGGAUCGCCCGAAGGCGUCAGAGAGAGGGGCGCCUCCAUUCACGUGACGCUUGCUUGCGCCUAACUUUGCCCCUUCCAGCUGAUCGUAGGGUAACUUCGUGGCCAAAUCAAUUUUUUUUAUCUCUUUUGAACAGUAGUGUGAGUGUUGAAUUUCUUUCGAUUGGUCUCUCAUUUUAGUUCCCUCUGUGGAAGUUGUUAGCAAUCGGCUAGUUGUCGAGGAAAGCGUCAGAGAAGCUAAGAUUCCCUUGAGAAGAACUGGAGAUAUUAGUCAGCGGUUGUAUGUAACUUGUGUGACACACUCCUUCAUCGAGGAAGGUAUGUUGAAAAGAUUUUAAAAAUAAAAAAUAAAUUUUAUACAUCACAACCACCAUCAUUUCACCUUUUCAUUAUGUUGUUUUCAAGUAGAAAUUUGCAAACAAUGGCGUGAGUUGAUAACAUAGCAAGAGCUUCGAUCUCGGUUUCCUGGAUGAUUUAUUAUUUGUUGGCAAAUACAUCACCUUGUCUUAUGUUGAUUUUAACCAGAUAAUCAGCUCGUCCUCAAAAUAAGUAAGGCCGAGUUCACAUGUUGUACUCACUUAGCGGCCGUUGGCCCCUAGUGGAGUGUAGGCCAGCGACAAAAAGUCCCCUUCCCCCAUCGAACACUUUUUGGGCUUUUCUUUCUGCGUCAUUACCCUCCCACACGGAGGAUCCAUUCCUCCCAGAACGGGUUGAUUUUGGCUUGUCAUCGAUGCCUCUGUAACGAAGAUUUUUUCCAGGUAGGGGUGUUGGCCCUAAGCAAACCCAUUUAACCUCUGGUAGAGAAGGUCCGAUUUAGUUUGGCCUCUACCUUUUGACCUGUCCAGCAUAGGUGUCUCUACCAGGACCUUGUGUUCCCGCUGGCAUAGCUCUUCAGGUCACUGGAGCAUGCAAGCCACCACACCGCGGCAAUGAAUGGACCAUGUGGUUAACAUAGUUAUACGAAUCUUGAAUGUCGAGUUUAUUAUUUUCUUAAUAUUGUCUCCCAGGCUGGGCUACCGGUACCAUACCUACAUCUAUAUCGUCCUACGCAGACUUCAUUACGAGGCCUGCAGGCAAGGAAAGCGUCAUCACAUUUGAAAAGGUUAGCAGUGACCUGAGCAGUUUCUCAAACAACGUGUGUGUGCUGUAUUUGUGCCGCAGAAUAUCAGCAACUACCUCUAGUAGUUACUUGCCAUAGUCUAAGACACCGUUGUAUGGUCGGCAAUAGACGGAGACGGAGACUGUAAAACAGUUGCGCGGGAGACUGGGUUUGUGUUUUGUCGAAUUGCACUAUGGGGCUUUUUUGGCGGACGCUCCCACUUCUUUUAUUGUCUAGAAUCGUUAUGAGGUUGCGCAGGAAACUGAGUCCAAAUUCGUCCUACAAAUUUUCCCACAAUGCAAAUCGGCAUCAUGAUACAGUUCCAGUCUCAACCGCGUAUGCAAAGUGGCCAAUAUAACAGAUUUUUUUUUAUUUGCUUGACAGAAUCUACACUAUCUCUUAAUAAAAACAUUUUUCUUUCCUGCGCUGUAGUUUUUAACAAAAACAUUAACUUUCUUGGUUCCCCCAUUCUGAAGUGAUGUCACAAUUUGCAUUAGCCUUUUCUUUUCUUUGGGCGCAUUUGUAUUUUAGCGAAAUUUACCAUUUUCCCAUAGACCAUAAUGAACCUUGUUUACCCCAAAGUUCUGCAUAGCCAUUGUUUCCAAUUUCUCCUGGAUAUUACACUCGUUCCAACAGAGAUCGAAGAUAAUUGGGGUUAUGCGGUUGUGCAAAAUUAAGGGGGUUAAAGAAGGUGUAUGUUAUUAUCUAUUUGAAGAUGGUGAAUUAACAUUCGAUGUUUUUAAAUGCUUUUAAAACCGCUGCAAGAAAAAUCGAGAUGGAAAAGUUCCGGAAAACACCUUAGUGGCUUUAGUAGCCAAGCGGCCAGCGGAAGAGAUGAAAAUUUGGUUGUAGUUUAUAUCAUAUUGCCUUUGUCGUUUUAGGGAGAGACAACUAAAGACUGUCCAGUUAUAAUUAUUGACGAUUCUUUGUACGAAAACGAGGAAACGUUUUAUGUGACAUUGCUGUCUCAUCUUGGGAGCAAAAUCAACGACGAACGGAACACGAGCGCGGUUAUAAUAGCCCCAGAUUCGAAAGAUGGUAAGCUUGACGUUUGCAAUUAUGGGACUAGAUUUAGAUUUAGAUUUGCUGAAUUCGAAAUGCUGUCAUUGUUAUUUACAUGGUGAGUGAAAGUUUUGAGGAGAGAAGAUUGCAAGGGGACGCGGUUGGAGGUAGUAGAAUUGCAUCAAAAACUGGGCUCUGACAAGAGUGUAGCUUGUCGAUAGAAGUUUUGAAUUCGCUAUAUAACCGGCAUUAAUUCAACAACAACAAUCUUUAUUUGUACUCACUCAUUAUGUGCGUAAUGACUAAAGUCUCCCUAAGGCCGGUAGUGAAUAAGAGGUUAGUACGUCUAUACUAAGUUUCUUUACUUAUCUUGCUUUAGAACCAAAAAUAUUUUUUGACCCGUCGAGUUACACUGUUGAUGAAAGUGUUGGUAAGAUGCAAGUCGUUCUCAGGAGGAAUGGGACCGACCUUUCAAAGUCAUCCUCAGUAUUCGUGAGGUCGAGGCAGACAGACCCAAUAUCUGCGCGAGGUAAGAUCAGCUAGCGCGUUACUGAAACACAUCUUGGUUUCGAGAUGUUGAUUGAGCAUUUGAUACUUUGUUACUCCCCAAUUAUUCUUCAUUCUUGUAUAUGUUUAUAUCUCGUAGCCAGUGAAGACUAUACUCCAGUAAUCCAGAUGGUUUACUUUGCUCCUUAUUUCGAGCGUCAGUCAAUGGAGGUAACAAUCCGUGAUGACAAAGGUCUCCCCAGAGUGGAGGGGACAGAAACGUUUGAACUGGUUCUUAGGACUCCUAUUAAUACUGGUAUUGCGGAACCUAGCAACGCUGUUAUUGCUAUUGAUGACUCCAUAUCUGAUUGUAAGUUUUCUUUAAAGAUUUUUAUCCAUUUUUAAAGGCAAGUACCCUUUGUAGCCACUUUCGCCACGCCCCUCACAGCUCCCCCACAAAGCAGGCUCCUCCUUUAUAGCGACCUUUCACUAAAACGGCCUCUUACAUUGGUCCUUGCAGUUAGAAAGUCUAGUAACAGCGAAGAGGCCAUUUAUAAAAAUGAAUUCUCGCUUUUUCAAACUUCCUCGCGGUUAUUCCCGUUGGCUCAGUAUAUUAAUAUUAGGUGAACUUCCCUGGCGAAAUCGGCACACAAUGAUAGCGGUUUAUCAAAAACUUUAGAGAAAAUAAAGUCCAAAUGAUGAAAAACCUAAAAUACAGCGAUAAUUAAUAUAAGAGGGAUUUUUCUUCUCUUUUUUGGUCGAUGUAAAUUGAAUUUAGCUUUAAAACUCUAUUUUCUAGUACCCACAGUGCAAUUCGUGAAGACUUCAUAUUCCACCAAUGAAAAAUCAGGUGCAUUUAGUGUCGCGCUCAUGCGCACCGGAGACCUGUCAUACACUUCAACGGUCCGUUGCUACACCCGGUCCAUGACUGCGCAAGUGCAAAGAGACUUCAAAGAGCGUACCGACACAGACGCCUCAAUAAUACUGUUUAAUCCAGGAGAGACCCGGAAGUCAUGUCCUGUAACGAUCGUGGACGAUCUCGUGUUUGAGGGACAGGAGAUGUUUAAAUUGAAACUUGGAAGCGCGGACAGGAACACUCGGAUUGGAGAAAGGAACGAGACCGAAAUAGCCAUCCUGGACGAAGCCGAUAGUAAGUACUUUGAUAACGUGAUUUAAUAAAGGUUGCUUUUGGUAUUGGACAAUUGCGUAUUUGGAAGCUAUUGUUUGGUGGUCACUCAAACGUUCCAUUUCAAUAAGUUCCGUAUAUAUGCCAAAAUACCCACUGACCACUUGCCAAAGCAACCUUUUUAUUGCAUUAGCUAUAUAGAAAUUUAUUAUUCGUUAUUUUCACCGGAAAUAUAAUGCACCUUCCUCCUCCCCCACCUAAAAAAGAAAGAAAGAAAGAAAAAAGAAAAAAAAAAUUCAUGUCCAUUGUCUUCGACUUCUCGUGGGACGGCUGUAAUACCCACAACGGUUAUGUAAAUUUUUUUUUUUUUUUUUUGGGGGGGGGGGGGGGAAAAGAAUGUGGAUUUUUGGCGCGGGGAAAAGGGGAAACCGGGGGGAAAAAAAGGGCCGUGGGCGCGUUAACUUGAGACAUUGGGGCUAGAGGGGGAUUAAAGUAGGAUUUUUUUUCUUUUGACACUUUUCGCCCCUCCAUUUUGGCAAUGAUUUAAUUACCCUCCCGCACGGAGGAUCCUCCCCUCCCAGAACGGGUUGAUUUUGGCUUGUCAUCGAUGCCUCUGUAACAAAGAUUUUUUCCAGGUAGGGGUGUUGGCCCUAAGCAAACCCAUUUAACCUCUGGUAGAGAACGUCCGAUUUAGUCUGGCCUCUACCUUUUGACCUGUCCAGCAUAGGUGACUCUACCAGGAGCUUGUGUUCCCGCUGGCAUUGCUCUCCAGGUCACUGGAGCAUGCAAGCCACCACACCGCAGCAAUGAAUGAACCAUGUGGUUAACAUAGUUAUACGAAUCUUGAAUGCGGUGUUUAUUGUUUUCUAAAUAUUGUCUCCCAGGCUGGGCUACCGGUACCAUACCUACUUCUAUAUCGUCCUACGCAGACUUCAUUACCAGGCCUGCAGGCAAGGAAAGCGUUAUCACAUUUGAAAAGGUUAGCAGUGACCUGAGCAGUUUCUCAAACAACGUGUGUGUGCUGUAUUUGUGCCGCAGAAUAUCAGCAACUACCACUAGUAGUGAUUUGCCAUAGUCUAAGACACCGUUGUAUGGUCGGUAAUAGACGGAGACGGGGACUGUAAAACCGUUGCGCGGGAGACUGGGUUUGUGUUUUGUCGAAUUGCACUGUGGGACUUUUUUGGGCUGACGCUCCCACUUCUUUUAUUGCCUAGAAUCAUUAUGAGGUUGCGCAGGAAACUGAGUCCAAGUUCGUUCUACAAAACAGUCCCACAGUGCAAAUCGGCAUCAUGAUACAGUCUCAGUCUCAACCGCGUGUGGCCAAUAUAACAGAUUUUUUUUUAUUUGCUUGACAGUAUCUACACUAUCUCUUAAUAAAAACAUUUUUCUUUCCUGCGCUGUAGUUUUGAAAAAAAGCAUUAACUUUCUUGGUUCCCCCAUUCUGAAGUGAUGUCACAAUUUGCAUUAGCCUUUUCUUUUCUUUGGGCGCAUUUGUAUUUUAGCGAAAUUCACCAUUUUCAUAUAGACCAUAAUGCACCUUGUUUACCCCCAAAGUUCUACAUAUCCAUUGUUUCUCCUGGGUAUUACACUCGUUCCAACAGAGAUCGAAGAUAAUCAGGGUUAUGCGGUUAUGAAAAAUUAAGGGGGUUAAAGAAGGUGCAUGUUAUUAUCUGUUUGAAAGUGGUGAAUUAACAAUCGAUGUUUUUAAAUGCUUUUAAAACCGCUGCAAGAAAAUUCGAGAUGGAAAAGUUCCGGAAAACACCUUAGUGGCUUUAGUAGCCAAGCGGCCAGCGGAAGAAAUGAAAAAUUGGAUGUAGUUUAUAUCAUAUUGCCUUUGUCGUUUUAGGGAGAGUCAACUAAAGACUGUCCAGUUAUAAUUAUUGACGAUUCUUUGUACGAAAACGAGGAAACGUUUUAUGUGACAUUGUUGUCUCAUCUUGGGAGCAAAAUCAACGACGAACGGAACACGAGCGCGGUUAUAAUAGCCCCAGAUUCGAAAGACGGUAAGCUUGACGUUUGCAAUUAUGGGACUUGAAAUUUGACCUUACCAUUAGAUUUGAUGAAUUCGAAAUGCUGUCAUUGUUAUUUACAUGGUGAGUGAAAGUUCUGAGGAGAGAAUAUUGCAAGGGGACGCGGUUGGAAGUAGUAGAAUUGCAUCAAAAACUAGGCUCUGACAAGAGUGUAGCUUGUCGAUAGAAGUUUUGAAUUCGCUAUAUAACCGGCAUUAAUUUAACAACAACAACAACAACAACAAUCUUUAUUUGUACUCACUCAUUAUGUGCGUAAUGACUAAAGUCUCCCCAAGGCCGGUAGUGAAUAAGAGGUUAGUACGUCUAUACUAAGUUUCUUUACUUAUCUUGCUUUAGAACCAAAAAUAUUUUUUGACCCGUCGAGUUACACUGUUGAUGAAAGUGUUGGUACGAUGCAAGUCGUUCUCAGGAGGAAUGGGACCGACCUUUCAAAGUCAUCCUCAGUAUUCGUGAGGUCGAGGCAGACAGACCCAAUAUCUGCGCGAGGUAAGAUCAGCUAGCGCGUUACUGAAACACAUCUUGGUUUCGAGAUGUUGAUUGAGCAUUUGAUACUUUGUUACUCCCCAAUUAUUCUUCAUUCUUGUAUAUGUUUAUAUCUCGUAGCCAGUGAAGACUAUACUCCAGUAAUCCAGAUGGUUUACUUUGCUCCUUAUUUCGAGCGUCAGUCAAUGGAGGUAACAAUCCGUGAUGACAAAGGUCUCCCCAGAGUGGAGGGGACAGAAACGUUUGAACUGGUUCUUAGGACUCCUAUUAAUACUGGUAUUGCGGAACCUAGCAACGCUGUUAUUGCUAUUGAUGACUCCAUAUCUGAUUGUAAGUUUUCUUUAAAGAUUUUUAUCCAUUUUUAAAGGCAAGUACCCUUUGUAGCCACUUUCGCCACGCCCCUCACAGCUCCCCCACAAAGCAGGCUCCUCCUUUAUAGCGACCUUUCACUAAAACGGCCUCUUACAUUGGUCCUUGCAGUUAGAAAGUCUAGUAACAGCGAAGAGGCCAUUUAUAAAAAUGAAUUCUCGCUUUUUCAAACUUCCUCGCGGUUAUUCCCGUUGGCUCAGUAUAUUAAUAUUAGGUGAACUUCCCUGGCGAAAUCGGCACACAAUGAUAGCGGUUUAUCAAAAACUUUAGAGAAAAUAAAGUCCAAAUGAUGAAAAACCUAAAAUACAGCAAUAAUUAAUAUAAGAGGGAUUUUUCUUCUCUUUUUUGGUCGAUGUAAAUUGAAUUUAGCUUUAAAACUUUAUUUUCUAGUACCCACAGUGCAAUUCGUGAAGACUUCAUAUUCCACCAAUGAAAAAUCAGGUGCAUUUAGUGUCACGCUCAUGCGCACCGGAGACCUGUCAUACACUUCAACGGUCCGUUGCUACACCCGAUCCAUGACUGCGCAAGUGCAAAGAGACUUCAAAGAGCGUACCGACACAGACGCCUCAAUAAUACUGUUUAAUCCAGGAGAGACCCGGAAGUCAUGUCCUGUAACAAUCGUGGACGAUCUCGUGUUUGAGGGACAGGAGACAUUUAAAUUGAAACUUGGAAGUGCGGACAGGAACACUCGGAUUGGAGAAAGGAACGAGACCGAAAUAAGCAUCCUAGACGAAGCCGAUAGUGAGUACUUUGAUAAACCUGAUUUAAUAAAGGUUGCUUUUGGUUUUGGACAAUUUGCGUACUGGGAAGCUAUUGUUUGGUGGUCACUCAAACGAUUUAUGUCAUUGAAGUCCGUAUAUACACCUAAUUGCAAUAAGGUUGUCAUAGAAAAAAGCAAAAAGCAAAAAGUUAAAUAGGAAUUAACUAGCAUGUAAUUAUCAUAGCUUGCAACAUUCACAACACACACGCUUAUAGCUGAAUGUUAAUCACGUAAUAUGAGAAAAAUCAUUUGCAUCAGUUUCAUAGUGUCAAUGCAAUUCGAGGCUGAUUCAAACGUGCUCGAAUUACAAAGCACAUCGGAUAACUACUAAAGAAAAUAUGGCUCUAUUUUUUUUUUCAAUAAAUAUAGCCUGGGGUAAAUUCCAGGAACUCAACGCGUGUUUUAGAUUAGUGCUAAAUAGAAAAGCCAGUCUGCGUAUGGUUUGCAGUGCACAACACCAUCUGAUCACAAUUUUCAAGCAACAAAUCAGGGGCGUAGGCAGGACUUUUCAUCACGGAGAGGGUGAGGGGGUCCUCCACCAGUCCCCCACCUGAGCCACAAACCAAGCUUCGUUUGUCAGGACAUAAUAGAUUGGCGACUGAAAGUGCGACAACUGAGACUUAAUAUUGCUCGCGUCAAUUUACCUUUUUCUUUUUCGAAUUGUGCGACUUCUGUUGACGGAGAAUGUUGGCUCUAAAAUGACUAUGGCGCCUGUCUUUCUUUCAGCGCGGAAUUACAGAAUUAUCCCUUGUUAUUGUGAAUGAAUUCCUAAAUAAUUGUUAAAUACUGAAUUAAAAUACGCAAAUGUAAAUCACAUGGCUAGUUUAUUCCUAUUUGUCUUUUUGCUUUUUGCUUUUUUCUAUGACAACGUUUUUGCAAUUAGGUGUAUGCCCAAAUACCCAUUGACCACUUGCCAAAGCAACCUUUUUAUUGCAGUAACUACAUAGAAAUUUAUUAUUCGUUAUUUUCAGCGGAAAUAUAAUGCACCUUUCUCCACCGCCCCCUUCCCCCCCCUCCCCCCCCAAAAAAAAGAAUGUGAAAAAAAAGCAAGCAAGAAAGAAAGAAAGUAAGAAAAAGAAAAAAAAAAUUAUGACCAUUGUCGUCGACUUUUCAUGGGACAACUGUAAAACCCAGGAGAAAUUAAAAGCAAUGGUUAUGUAAAAUUUUGGGGGGUAAACACGUGUGACACGCGUAUGAAUAUGAAUACUCGAAUUUGUAAGGUAAUUAGAAAUAGCGAACCUCUCUUUAACCACCAUCAUGUACGCAUUGCGCACCUACGUUCUUAAUAGGCCUGUUGCAAGUUUUUAGGGACUUCAAUUGUCUUUUCUCUUUCCUGCAGAACCAGUUAUUCAGUUCACGAAAGAGAGAGUAUUUGUAGCGGGUCCUGUAGUAAGGAAUGCACAUGUCGAGGCACGGAUAACCGUAAAAAAGACAGGUGACCCUUUCACAAGGUCAAAGGUCAGGGUGUAUACACUUGAUGGAUCCGCGAAGGCUGGUAAAGGGUAUCAAGCAAUGACACAGGUAAGGACAAAAAUACUUUCCGUACGCAGGAGCCGAUAACCUGAAGCGAGCAACUUCCAUGUGCUCGUGUCACGGCGUUUUCAAGGACCAGUUUAUUUUUGGAACGGUUUUGGUGCGAAUUUAGAAUAUCUUUCAAGUUCCACAAACCAGUCGGCAACACCUAAAAAUGAUACUUUUUGCCUUUAAUGACGUUACGUUUUCCUUUUUGAUAUCUUAUACUUCGAAUGCGUUCAUAGACGUGGCGGAGAUUCCAUUUUCGCGGGAAAAAGUGCCCUAAAAUGUGUCUAAAAAUAAACCGGUCCGUAAAAACGCCGUGACAUAGGCCUAGUAUGGGAGUUGCUCGCCCCUGGUUAAGGGUUCCUGCCGUACGUCAACCAUCUCUUAAACGGAUAUCUCUGUAGCACGAACACUUACUGCCGGUCACAACAGCUUUGACGUACCCGAAUUUGCUGAUGCACAGCGUUUGGGACAACAUAAAACAACCACAGAAGCCAAACAUUGACCACUAGGUUUAAGUUUAUUGCGUAAACGGACCUCACCUGCGAAUGGUAGCGAUACCAUUACAAAAAAUAUAUUGUUCUCUCGCUCAAUGCGAGAACGAGAAAAACCAGUUAAACCCUGCUACAUUCGAAAAUUCAUGUGUGAUCAGCUCAAGUUAAGUGACCUUCAAAUUUUGGCAGUUUGGGCUGUCGCUUACGGGAGGUUUUUAAAUUCCCAAUUUCUUUUUAUAUUUCGCAGAUUUUAGAGUUUUCCCGAGGUAACUCCAGUCACGUGAUUGUGGUUAAAAUCCUGUUCGAUGCUCAAAGAAAGAUUCGUCGCGCGUUUACAGUCCAUAUGAGCCCGGAUUCUACUGGCCGCAGUGAGCUGGGAAGGAAGAAAGUUAUUGUGUACAUCGAGCAGCCAUCACGUAAUCCCGCCGUCACUUUCCCACUCCCGCCAAGGGUCGUAUCAUUGCGUGACUAUGAUGACGUCAGUGGGGCGGAAUCUGAAAUGAUUAAGGGCUAUCCACUAAUAUGUGUCACAGUAAGUAACUAUAGUGACCACUUCUACUUUUGUCGAGACUAUCGAGAUAAGCGACUCUCUUAGGACAGCAUUUUUACGUGGCGCUUAAUCCAAAAAAUUGAGUAUCCGCUUUUCUGUUAAACACGCAACAAGGUGUUUUAUCACAUAUGAAACACCAACAAAGGGACUUGAAAGCAUGCUUCUUGGACGUUUCGGACUUUGUGGUGACUUACGAAACACUGUAUCAAGUGCUUGUUAUCAAAUUUUAAAUGAUUUUGAAGAACAAACUAAGAAUAAAAACUAGGAGGUUUUUAAUCACAUCACGGCUUAAAUACGUUACUGCCUAUUAUAUGGUCAUGGCAUUUAUAAGAAUAAUUUUUGAGAUGUUCUUGAUCCACCCUCCGUAACAACGGAAUGUUCGUUAGUGUUGCAUGCUGUACUUCGUGUUCCCCUUAUUACUCAGCGUAGAUUAAUAACCACAAUAUUUUAUUUCCUCACACAGGCCUGUGAUCCUAAGUACCCCAGAUACGCCGAGACUGGCUCAAUUUGUUCUUCACAACGAAUUAAUAACAAGCUGACACAGUUCCGUUGGCAAAUCGGCGAGGGACUAAGAGACUUAACAAGUGACACGUUUUUCGCUAAAACUGAUCAAGUUACUUUGGAUAGCAUUUACUUGGUACCAGGCAGUCGGGUGCGAUGUGUCGCGCGUGCCGUCAAUGACCGCGGUGAGCUAGGCCUAGAAUCGACAAGUGCUCAAGUCAACAUCAGUAAGCAGAGGGGUCUAUGCACACCGAGGGACUCUGAUCAGGUGGGAUCGCAGCAGAUUGAAGCAUCCAUUUCCUUUACAGGGGCAACGGGAAAUAAGGACUCCAACAAAGUCCAUAUUAAAGUUAUUCUCCCUCAUACGGACGGACUGAUACCGCUAAUAUCGACAACACGACUUGCAAAUUUCAAGCGAAUACUUCGUCCAGGCGUGCUAAGGAUAGCGAAACACAAAUGCUCCAAUCUUUUAGACUUGAACGAAAUCACCACAAGUCUUGGGUUUGUAGCAGAUUCUAUUAAAGACCACAAAGGUAUGAAUGAGGGUGAACCAUAUCAGUUUAGCGAGGAGCUUAGGAACAACAGCACUCUACGCUUCUACAGAAAUCUCGACCUCGAGUCUUGCUUGUGGACGUUUAACAGCUACUACGACAUUUCAGAGCUCACUCAGUUUUGUGGCGCUACAGUGACAUCAGACGAACAGUCGAGUGAUAUUGCCCAAUCACAGCUCACCGUGCGCGUACCUUUGUAUGUUUCGUUCGUGCAUCGCGUUCCGAAGACGAGGGGAGACUGGGUUCACUACGAUCAUGCCAUGUUUUUGCGGCUGCACCUCACGUACGACACCGCUGUACUGUUAAAUAAUGGCGUGCAGACUCCUGAGGGAGACUUGUUCUACGGAGAACUAUGGCCUACUGCUAUUUCUGUACGCGCAGAUGAUAAGCGACUGGUGGUCAAUUUUAAAACCAAAACCAAGUUUCGAGGAAUUUACUUGAUCAAAAAUCCAAGUAUGUAUUUCUGGCUUGCCAUUACUUAAUUUAGUUUAAAGCCCUGAGAAAAGGGACGCGAUAAAACAUCGGAUAUUUCUCGCCAUUUCCGUGUUAAAUAUAUCAUAAAACGCGUUUGAAAGUAACGACUCAGUGUUUACGUGCGCGCGCCUUAUACAUGCAUAAAAGCGAAACUGAUAUUCUUUGCGACACCUGAGAAAACUCUCUUUUCUUGACCCAUCAAAUCUGAAAACAACAUUCUUUGUAUUCGUGUUUUCAGGCACUGAAGUGACUGCGCAGGUCAUAUCACGUGAGCGGCCACACCUCAGUUUUAGAUUAAAACUGUUAUCAAGUGACCAAACCUACAACUACCCACAGCAGAGCUGGCAGUUUCAAUCCCAGUAUGCAUUGCGAGAUUAUACUGGAGUAUAUUUCAUCAAACUGAUUCCUUGCACAGCGGACAAGGUUGGUGUAAAAGAAUCCUCUUAUGAGUCAGUUUAAUUUUUAUUAGUGACUCUUCCUAUUUUUCACCUUAUUACGUUUUGUUUGCCAAGGGUUCAGUUGAAUUCUUGCACGUACCUUGUUGUAUUUCAUUGAACUAGAGCUCCAGAAAUUCAAUGGACUUUUCUUUCUGGGCUUACUUCGUGAAUAGGCCAGGUUAGAUUUCUCUAAUCUGUUUAACUAAAUGGUCUUGAGGCUAAAGGCUAGACAAGCCAUAGAUCAGCCAAAAUUGGGCGGCGAAAUUACUGAAUAUUACCAUCGACCAUCUCCAGUCCUCGUGGGCGUCGUAUUUAAUAUCAGGAAUGGAUACCGCUUACGAAAGAUUCUUCAUACAGUUUUCUUACUGACCAUAGUGUCAAACGAUAUUCUAGGUGGCGAAACUAAACGAAGAACUGAGCUAAGUUUCUGCAGAGCAUUGAAGUCGGUGAUAUUUAGCAUUUUUAUUGACUUUUUAACUCCACUUAGGGAGCACGCUACUCAGAGCCACUCACGUGUCAUCCACGUGAUCCGGUGACUUUCACUUUGCCAAUCCGAUUCCAACAAGUCCCCGAUCCAGUUCCCGCGAAAUUCACUCUGUCUGCCAAGUUCUUUCUGAUGUCGCAAAAAGAUCAGUGGCUGGACCGUGUUAAAAUGGGUGAUUUUAAAGUAGAUGCUGCAUUUUCUAAAGGUAAGGCAUUCAAACGAAGAAUAUCAAAUAGGUUGCCUUUAGUGUUUAAAGCCUAUGGCUGCUUUAUGGCCCCCAACCCCCCCUCCCCUUAAUUCUAUCUUUGGCGUCGGUAGUUCUGUCGUUGAAAAGCCGAAAGACCUAACUAACAAGAUAUAAACGAACUUAAUUCAAGCGCUUAUGUGAAUUUUUGGAUUUCUUGAAUUAGUCUCAUGCUACUGUAAAAGUACGGUUAAACGGGCAACAAAAACCUGCAACUUGUCUUGCACCAUUUCUGCAAAACGAGUCGAAUAGAUACGUUGCUCGUUUAACCAACCACAACAAACCUGACUUGCAACAAAUCUGGUUGUUAACAGGUUUGAACAAGGGUUGUAAAACGCAGCAAUGUUGCAAAACGAGUUGCACGUUUAUGUUGCCUGAUUUACCGAAGCUUAAGACUAUCAUAUCGAAAAGUUAUGUAAUUGUUAGGUUGGCGUGUCGCCUCUAUUGUUUUGUCUCUUUAAAUUUGUUUUUCAAAAUUUUCCCUCGUCAUAUCAUUUCUGUUGAUUCAAGUUAAGUUUCUUUUAGUGAACUGUUUUAAAAUGCUACACGAACAAACCUGGUUUUCUUUCUUUCGUCAAGAGAUGCAAUAGGUAGCAUUUGAUAUAAGGAACAAGGCUUGGCCGAGUUGGGUACAGACUAGCCUCCUCAUUCCUCAUUAUGUUGUACUAUUCUUACUUCUGUCUUCACUUUAACAGGCUCAAAAAUCUACGGGCGCAUCAGUUUAAAUGAGGCAAGUGGACUAGGGAGGAGAGGGAAGGGAUAUGCCUUGGCAACAGAGAAGGUUUAUUUGUGCACUGGUGUCGGGGAGUACAUACCCUCUUACGAUCCAUUGAAGAACAAGUUUGGCUGCAUGGCGAAGUCGCUCUAUUUGGAACAUCAACUCAAAGUCCUGGUAAGUCGACUGUGUCUAAUAACGCGCAAGGAUGCCCGCGUAUUAGUGAGAAGAUGGUUUUGUGAUAGAUAUCCUUGAAGGUAUCCCCUGUACGGGAAUGCCCCGCCUGAAAGGGGUACCUAUUUUGGUUAGAGAUGAGGAGAUAUCAGGGGUUGAAUUCUUAAAAAGGGCAAAGAAAUUUGCCAUUUAGUUAUUUUUAAUUGCCUAAAAGAAACNACAGGCUCAAAAAUCUACGGGCGCAUCAGUUUAAAUGAGGCAAGUGGACUAGGGAGGAGAGGGAAGGGAUAUGCCUUGGCAACAGAGAAGGUUUAUUUGUGCACUGGUGUCGGGGAGUACAUACCCUCUUACGAUCCAUUGAAGAACAAGUUUGGCUGCAUGGCGAAGUCGCUGUAUUUGGAACAUCAACUCAAAGUCCUGGUAAGUCGACUGUGUCUGGUAACGCGCUAGGAUGCCCGCGUGUUAGUGAGAAGAUGGUUUUGUGAUAGAUAUCCUUGAAGGUAUCCUCUGUACGGGAAUGCCCCGCCUGAAAGGGGUACCUAUUUUGGUUAGAGAUGAGGGGAUAUCAGGGGUUGAAUUCCUAAAAAGGGCAGAGAAAUUUGCCAUUUAGUCAUUUUUAAUUGCCUAAAAGAAACUUCACUAACUGACAGUUAAACAGUUUAAACGAAUUUUAUGAAUUACGUAAGUUUUUUUUUACCUUUUUAACUUUUCACCAGCGAGUAUUUUGCUGAAAAGAAAAGAUGUAGUUUUAUGAGUUUAAAGUAGCCUAAGAAAUUCCCUUCUUACGUUUUACAGGACAGGGAAGAACCAAGUUCUGUAGACAAACAUCUCUCCGAUGUACCUUUUGAAGCGAAGUUUGCCGAAGAAGAGACCAACGCAACGGAGUUCUCCGAAGAUCCUGGAUCCGAUGGUUUUGUUAUGAAUAGCGCACCCCUUUUUGAGGUAGUAACUUCGAAUCAUAGAACUGACUUAGUUUUCAAACCUGUUGUUACGUUAUUUGUGGUACUUUCAUCUCAUCACGCGAGGGGUAUUCUCCACUCCAUAAACUGUAGUAGCAAUGGUACCAUCUUUGGACGCAAAGUUUACUGGGAUUGUUUGGGUAGACAAGCGUAAUUUGGUUCGUGGUAUCCAAGGGCAACUAUUUACCAAUCAUAACUCACGCUCCCCUCCCAAGUGAUCCCAGAAAGCUUUGCGCCAAAAGGUUGUAUCCAUUCUCUCUUUAGCCCCAAUUUUUGGAGUGGCAGUUAAUGUCGAUAUAUAUUUAGCUCCGAGGCUAAUGUAACAAAACAAAUCGCCUUGAGCUUCAGGGAUAAUUGUUACAAUACUUUUGUUACAUUCUCCCAAGCCUUGGAGCCUGCUAUGAACUUUGAUCCAUCGAAAUGGGUCCAUUUGACUUUAAUUUACUAACAACCGGUAGUCACAAAAGAAAUUACUAUAUGUAUGUCAAGAAGUAUUCUCUGUAGGUAGACAAGAUCCCCGCAGAGAAACUGGGUAAGAAAGGGUAGCUAAGAUGACAAAUACGAUGCUUAUUCUCCCAGAUUGUUCUCUUUACUAGAUCUCUUUUAAAGGUUUACUCACACAACUUGUUUUCACUCUAGGUUUGUUAUAAAUGCUCUCUCAAAUUGCAGGUUCCUAGAAACCGGAAAUGGUUUAUGCACGCUAUUUACUCCGUCACUUCCGGAAGUCGCUCCAGGCGCGCUCUUUCAGGAGAACAAGAAGUCCAUUCAAAGACCUCCUUUUCUUCCCACGUGUUAUCUGAGCUGGAAAAUAGCCUCGUUCACAGGUUGUUUCGCCGCGAUGCUGCCGGUAAGAGGCAAAUUGAAGUCAGCGGACAAGGCACAAAUAUCAAGAUGAUUCGUUUGUUGCUUGAUCCAGAGGAAGUGAAGCCUGAUUUGCCAUCGAAACAGAUUGAGAAACAGACGGAUACUAAGGAAUCCCAGGAUUCAAGCUUAGUAAACCCGCUGGUUCUUGGUAUCGCGGCUGUUUGCGUCGUACUUCUGGUUGCCUUAGUGGUCGUGGGCAUACUGUUUAGGCGGAAAAUGCUGACCCAACAAUCCUUGAGUGCUCCGACUGUGAAGAAUUCAAAGGAGGAGUCGGUUGCACAGGGGGGAGGGGUAGCAGUUUAGCUGCAGCUUAUAAAAGUGUACAAAUGUAAAGUUGAUUACAUUGUGUUAUAAAACUAUUGUGAGAUAAAAAAAAAACAAAACUGCGCAACAUGGAAGUGAUACCAUGUAAAUUUGCGAGUGAUUUGCUUAAACGCAACAAAGAUAUUGCCGGAAAUAACACGUCGCAUGACUUUCAGAAGUUCAAUGAUUGUCACGCAAUUUAAGAAAAUGUUACGCGCCAAAAUAAACAGAACAGCUUAUGUUCUAACCACUACCACUACGACAAACAGUACAGUUUUGCUUUAAGUUGCAGCGCAAGAUGCUGAUCAUCAUAAGUGAAAGCAAUAACUGGAGAUAAAAGUAUAAUGUUGUUUAUAAUAUAGAAUUGCUAUUUUAUUGAUACAAGGUCCCUUCACAGACCAUAGUUCACUUGGAU